AUGGCGAAACAGACGCGAGGUAAAACCGCCGGUGAGACGCCGGUGGAUGCCGAGCUGACGUACGACGAGACGCAGAAGAUGUACUUCGACGACGCCGAUCGUAGACAUCCGGCGCCGUGGGGUCGAAGCGAUGAUUUGCGUUUGAUUUUGUUGAGACACGGGAAGUCGGAUUGGAGCGACGGGACGCUCACGGACAAGGAGCGGCCGCUCAAGGGGCGAGGGCGGAAACGGGCGAAGCUGGCGGGUGAGUUCAUUCGAAUCAUGGGUUGGAGUCCUGAUUUAGUCAUCACGUCGGACGCGAUGCGAUGCUUGGAGACGGUUGAGUGCGUUGACGUGAGCGUCGACGCGAGAGUAGUGUAUUCGACGGAAUUGUACGACGUAUGUCACGGCGACGACGUAUCUGGCGAGCGAAGUGCCGAGGUCAUCGGCCGUAAGGUGAUGCGUGAGGUUGAUAAGGAUGAUCCAGAGAGAACUGUCAUGUGUGUGGGGCAUAAUUUCGGGUUCGAACUCGCCGCGCGCGUACUCGGAACAGGUACGGAGGAUCUGACGCUCAAGACGGCCCACGCGGCGCUUCUGACCGCGAAUGGAAGAGGAGGCAGAGUGUUGACGUAUCAGGUACAAGGAGUCCGCACAGAAGAAGGCGACAUAACGCGCCACUGUCCGGUGUGGAAAACGCAGAAUGAAGCGGCGAGUGUGAUCUUUGGUAGUCACGAUGAUUGUCUCAUGCGCGUCACGAUGCGAGUGGAGGACGUGCCAGUCGUCGACGAUGCGUGGCGGGAAGCUUUCCGACACCCCGGCGGUUUCCGACUCCAUCGCGUUCUUGAUCCGGACUACGCAUCGAAGACAUGCACGAUCGAGGGUGAAACACGGCUUCUCAAUGCGCACACGAUGGACCUCGAGUACAACGUGCGAACCGUUAUCGAAAUGCUUGAAAUGGAAAUCCGCAUUAGUAGAGGCAAAGCGCCUGUCAUCAUCUUACAGGGACUCGUCGAGCAGUUAUGUCGGGAAACGGGAUCUUACCGUGUGUGA
Molecule: messenger RNA, 1029 nt
Organism: Ostreococcus tauri
Lineage: Eukaryota; Viridiplantae; Chlorophyta; Mamiellophyceae; Mamiellales; Bathycoccaceae
Product: Histidine phosphatase superfamily, clade-1
Exons: 1
Coding region: 1-1029 (342 amino acids)
Source: RefSeq, a predicted model, not a curated record